Molecule: messenger RNA, 932 nt
Organism: Carica papaya (papaya)
Lineage: Eukaryota; Viridiplantae; Streptophyta; Magnoliopsida; Brassicales; Caricaceae
Source: RefSeq, a predicted model, not a curated record
AUGGCCUUCAUGCAAAGGGAGCUUCCUUCGCUUGAGUUCAGAAAUUAUCCUCGUCGACCUAGAGGCUUGCCAUGGCAACAUGACUUGUUUGAAGACAGUCUUAGGGCAGCAGGGAUUUCAGGGGUAGAAGUUGGCACAAAACUAUAUGUUUCCAACUUGGAUCGUGGAGUGACAAAUGAAGAUAUAAGGGAACUCUUUGCUGAGAUUGGAGAACUUAAAAGAUAUGCUGUUCAUUACGACAAAAAUGGCCGCCCAAGUGGCUCUGCUGAAGUAGUUUAUCUGAGAAGAAGUGAUGCAUUUUUAGCUCUCAAGCGGUAUAAUAACGUGCUGUUGGAUGGGAAGCCAAUGAAGAUUGAAAUUGUGGGUGCCAAUUCAGAUGUGCCUGUUUCUGCUCAUGUCAAUGUGACUGGGAUGAACGGGAGGAAGAAGAGGACAGUUGUUAUGCCAGGAAUGCGCCAAGGAAGAGGCCGUGUUCCAAUUGCUCGGGGUCCUGGUCAGAACCGUCGUGGAGGUGUGAGAGAUGUCCGUGGGCGUGCAGGGGGCCGUGGCCAGGGUCGGGGCCGGGGUCGGGGCCGUUUCCGGGCCCUUGGAAAGAAGAAACCUGUUGAGAAGUCAGCAGAUGAGCUUGAUAAGGAACUCGAAAACUAUCAUGCUGAAGCCAUGAACACUUCCUAAGUUUGAAGGCCUUGUGAACAGAAGCUUGCUAGUAUUAGUUGUUGUUUUCUUGGUAAAGGCUGGUAUCUGGUAAUUUUAGCAGUUGUUGCGUGCAAAAAGGAUAGUCAAAUUUUAACGAUGAUCCACUCUCAUGUCCACUUGCGUAGUUAGGUAUAGAGAUUUAGUGUAAAAUUAAAUGAAGCUGUCUACUAUUUUUGGGAGCUUGGAUUUCUGAUCUUAAAUUUGUUCAUUAUUUAUCAUGGUCAUAUUUUCCAAAA